Scophthalmus maximus (turbot) is the source of this 7883-nucleotide messenger RNA. RefSeq names its product diaphanous-related formin 2 (gene diaph2). Bases 410 to 3802 code for a protein of 1130 amino acids. The record is from RefSeq and is a predicted model, not a curated record. Gene Ontology annotation, cellular component: cytoplasm; actin filament. Gene Ontology annotation, biological process: actin filament polymerization; actin cytoskeleton organization. NCBI's taxonomy places the organism in Eukaryota, Metazoa, Chordata, Actinopteri, Pleuronectiformes, Scophthalmidae. The transcript has 30 exons. Gene Ontology annotation, molecular function: small GTPase binding; actin binding; microtubule binding.
CUCCCCUGCGUGUCACGCGGGCCAAUCACAGCCGCGGCAGGCGGAAUCACCGUGGGCCUGGCAUUCACGUUCGGUUGCGAAGGGAAAGCGUCCCAUCGCUGUGUGAACUGGCGUUUCUGCUGGAGCCGAGGAGCCCUCACAUCCUACCACACCUCUUCUCCUCCUCCUUCCCCUCCUCCUCCUUCCCUGACACUUGGACACUAAGCGGGAACUCUCUGGGAAGUGGUCAGCUUGAAACGUUUUUGCUGCGGACUCUUCCCACGGGAUGGAUUUGGAAAAGACCUAACCCGGAUUGCUCUUGCUGUAUACGUGUUGUUCAAACCGUGCCGGUGGAGUUUGCCAACUUUUGAACUUUUGAUCAAGUCUUUCGGGAGGGGGGCUGGGGGAAUCUAACUUUAAAAAAGCCGAGAUGGAUCAAGCCAGCGGCGGGGAGGACCCGAAUAAACCCUCCAAGAAGAAGUCGAGCGAGGACGAGGGUAAAAACAAAAAGCUGAAUAUACACAUAAAAACAUUGGCUGAUGAUAUGCGUGAUCGUAUUACCAGUUUCCGGAAAACAGGCACGAAGAAGGAGAAGCCCCUUAUACAGCACCCAACAGAUCCCCUCUCUACCCAGACAGAACUGCCUGUUCCUCAGCCGCUUUUUGACGACCGCUCCAUGAACCUCUCAGAGAAGGAGAUCAUUGACCUCUUUGAGAAGAUGAUGGAGGACAUGAACCUGAAUGAGGAACGCAAAGCUCCUCUGCGUGGAAAGGACUUGAGCACCAAACGUGAGAUGGUAGUCCAGUACAUCUCUGCAACUGCCAAAUCUAUAACUGGGAGCAAAGUUGCGGGCGGACUAAGGAACAGCAAGCAUGAGUGUACGCUUUCAUCGCAAGAAUACGUCCACGAGCUGCGUUCUGGCAUCACAGAAGAAAAGCUGCUCAAUUGCCUGGAGUCCCUCAGAGUGUCUCUCACAAGUAACCCUGUCAGUUGGGUUAAUAACUUCGGUCAUGAGGGUCUUGGUCUUCUACUGGAUGCUUUGGAGAAGCUGCUGGACAAGAAACAACAAGAGAAUAUUGAUAAACGGAACCAGCAUAAACUCAUCCAGUGCUUGAAGGCCUUCAUGAACAAUAAGUAUGGACUGCAAAGGAUCUUGGGAGAUGAGCGGAGUCUGUUGCUGCUGGCACGAGCAAUUGACCCCAAACAGACCAACAUGAUGACCGAGAUUGUCAAAAUCCUCUCUGCCUUCUGUAUUAUUGGAGAGGAAAACAUCCUGGAUAAGAUUUUAGCUGCCAUGACAAUUGCUGCAGAGAGGAACAAUAAAGAGAGAUUUGCUCCAAUUGUUGAAGGCCUGGAGAACCAUGAAGCGCAGCAGCUCCAGGUUGCUUGCUUGCAGCUGAUCAAUGCUUUGGUCACCUCCCCUGAUGACCUGGAUUUCAGGAUACAUCUGCGCAAUGAGUUCUUGAGAUGUGGCCUUAAGAAGAUCCUGCCUGAGCUAAAAGAGACAGAGGAACUUGACAUCCAGCUGAAGGUGUUCAAUGAGAACAAGGAGGAGGACUCUAUUGAACUCUCCCAUCGCCUGGAUGACAUCCGUGCUGAGAUGGACGAUAUGAAUGAAGUGUACCAUCUCCUGUCCAACAUGGUGAAAGACACCGGCUCGGAGACCUACUUCCUGUCCAUCCUUCAGCACCUAUUGCUCAUAAGGAAUGACUAUUACAUCAGGCCUCAGUACUACAAGGUGAUCGAAGAAUGCGUGUCUCAGGUUGUCCUGCAUCGCAGCGGGAUGGACCCCGACUUUGGCUACAGUAAAAGAUUGGACGUUGACUUCACCCAUCUGAUUGACCAGUGUGUGGAUAAAGCCAAAGUUGAUGAGAGUGAGCAGAAAGCUGCAGAGUACUCCAAGAAGUUUGAUGAAGAGUUCAGUGCACGGCAGGAGGCCCAGGCUGAGUCUCAAAAGAAGGAAGAGAGAAUCAAAGAGUUGGAGGGAACGAUCCAGGCCCUAGAGUCCAAGAUUGCCGCAGGUCCAACUGCACCAGGGGCACCACCUGCACCACCCCUACCAGGGGGUGCAGCAGGUCCACCUCCUCCUCCGCCUCCUCCUCCGCCACCUCCACCUGGUGGCUGUCCUCCUCCUCCUCCACCUCCUCCCCCGCUUCCUGGCCAGGCUGGCAUCCCACCACCACCUCCACCACCACCUCCUCCAGGUGGAGGACCUCCACCUCCCCCACCACCCCCAGGUUGCGGGCCCCCACCUCCUCCACCUUUUUUUGGGGGCCUUGGUGGGCCUCCGCCACCUCCUGCAUUAGCUGUCAUCAAGCUGCCUUAUGGGCUGGAGCCCAAGAAGACCUAUAAGCCUGAAACUGUGAUGAAGAGGAUCAACUGGACCAAGAUAGUGCCUCAGGAAAUGGCAGAGAAUUGCUUCUGGAUCAAAGUCAAAGAAGAGAAGUUUGAGAAUCCUGACCUAUUUGCUCAGCUCUCCCUCUGCUUCUCCUCACAGAGCAAAGUGAAAAAAGACAUCAAAGAUGAAACUGACGACAGAAUGCAACAAUUCAAGAAAAAGGCAAAGGAGCUUCGCAUCCUUGACUCUAAGACGGCACAGAAUCUCUCAAUUUUCUUGGGCUCGUUCCGCCUGCCUUAUGAAGAGAUCCGGGACAUUGUGCUGGAGGUAGACGAGGAAAGACUGAGCGAAUCACUCAUCCAGAACCUGAUAAAGAACCUUCCAGAGCAGAAAGAGCUGAAUGCACUAGCAGAACUAAAGGGUGAAUAUGAAGAGCUAGUGGAGUCGGAGCAGUUUGGCAUUGUGAUGAGUUCAGUUAAGCUCCUUCGGCCGCGUCUCAACGGCAUUCUGUUCAAGCUGACGUUUGAGGAGCAGGUGAAUAACAUCCGGCCCGACAUCAUGAACGUGACAUUCGCCUGUGAGGAGGUGAAGAAGAGUGAGAGCUUUAGCAAACUCCUGGAGUUGGUGCUGCUGGUUGGCAACUACAUGAAUGCUGGUUCAAGGAAUGCCCAGACAUUUGGUUUCAACAUCAGCUUCCUCUGCAAGCUACGGGACACUAAAUCCAUCAGUCAGAAUACAACACUUCUUCAUUUCCUGGCUGAGAAGUGUGAAGAGAAGCACCCGCACAUUCUGGGAUUCCCUGAUGAACUGGAGCAUGUGGACAAUGCAAGCAAAGUGUCUGCUGAGAUCUUAAAGGGCAGUUUGGCCACCAUGGAACGUCAAAUUCAGAGGCUUGAGAACGACAUCGAGAACUUCCCUAAAAGAGACGACCAACAAGAUAAGUUUGUGGAAAAGAUGUCGGGCUUCUGCAAGCAUGCCCGGGAGCAGUAUGAGAAACUUUCCAUCAUGCAUAAGAACAUGCAAAAGCUCUACGAGAGCAUAGGCAGCUUUUUUGCCUUUGACCCUCACUCAGUCAGCCUGGAGGAUUUCUUCGGGGAACUGGCCAACUUCCGCAUUCUCUUCAUGGAGGCAGUGAAGGAGAACCACAAGAAGAGGGAAAUGGAGGAGAAGAUCAAGAGAGCCAAGCUGGCGAAGGAGAAAGCGGAGCGUGAGAAGCAGGAGCGCCAGCAGAAGAAGAAGCAGCUGAUUGACAUGAACAAAGAGGGAGAUGAAACAGGUGUGAUGGACAGCCUAAUGGAGGCUCUGCAGUCUGGAGCAGCCUUCCGGGAUCGGCGAAAACGGACCCCGCGCAAUGGUGAUCAAAGCCCUUCCAGUCCAGUCUCUCGGUGGCCGGGUGCUAACUAUGGUAACAGAACCCUAGACAACCGCCGCGCAGUCCUGGAAAGGUCUCGUUCACGCCACAACGCAAAUCACCAAGCUCGAUGAUCGCCCGCGCCUACCACAGGACGCUAGAUAAGUGCCAAAGAGGCCUGCGAGGUGGAGAGCCUGAAGAUGUCUGAGGGAGAAACAGACCACCCUCACUGUGGCACGCACACACACACACACUCACACACACACACACACACACACACACACACACACACACACACACAAACACACACACACGAGCAAUCAGAUAGACGGUCGGCGCCAAGUUUGGAGCAAAAAAGCCUAAAGAAGCCACAUCGAACUGAAGGAUCUAUAUAGUAACUCACACAGGCAUUUGAUUUUAAUACCAUUCAUCUGACACAUCAUAUAUUUAUUCAAUACUCCUUCACUCUAAAUGUUCACGUCCUCCGUAGCUGGUUUGAUUCAUAAAGUGAACAAUUUCACAUGCGGCUGCUGUUUGAAAUGAAAGUUUUUCGUUGCUUGAAAUUUACAUUUUGAUUCUCAUGCAAAUCACAAGCUUCUAUUUGAAUCCUUUGUAAUCAGUAUGCUACUGGUCACAGAGUUUUUGACAUGAAAAGUAAAGUGUGUUGAACGUUGCGCCAAGAAGGACUUGCACCAUCAUGCAGGCGUAUCAUGCACAGGAACACACCACGCACACUUCCUUCAACACCCAUGUCAGCAGGCCUGCAACCUGCCGACGUUUUCUCAGAGAAGGCAUUGAACUCUUAACGGAAGAGGGAGUGGAGUUUUAUUUAUUUUGUUCCCAUUAAUGCCUCCUUCAACGUCAAAACAAGCUUUACUUGUAAAUGUACGAAAGACUCUACAUGAAUCAUUUUAUUUCCUUUUCUGCAAGGCCACGAGAAACCGGCCCCCGUGUACGCUGAGAUUUCAGAGCAUGUGACUCAUGGAUUUUGAAACUCUAAUCUCCAUUUUGACAAGAUGCAUUUUAUUUUUAGUUGUGAAAUAUCUAACCAGUGCCUCCGGGUGCUGAUCUCUGUCCCAAGGUCGCUUUUGCUGUUAACAUGAGAGACUGACAUAUUUCCAAAUGCAUAUAACUGCCCGGAGAAGCCGACGUGAACUCUGUGACAUUCCCUGCAGUCGCACAGGUUUCAAUUGGGCGAAGUUUGACUAUAGAAAACAUAUUACAACAUUCCUACUACUAAUCUAUUUCAAUCUAUGUAUUUCUUUAUUUAUUGAAGACUUAAAAAAGCUAUCCAGUAAUUACAGAGGAUAAAAGUUUGCUCCACUUCUCCACAGCAGAUUUUCAAUAUUUUUUUUCCCCCACUGGGUUUUCAAUUAAAAAAAAAAGUAUUUUAUCUAAAACUGAGACUUAUAGUAUCAUAUUAACACAUAUAAUUUCACAAAGAAACAUGUGUAAUAUCCUCCAGCUUGUGUAUUAAAUAUAAACGCAGCCACUGUACAAUUUUAAAAUUGACAAUUUGAUUAUAUUUAUUUCUAGAAUAUGGAGCAGAUUGUGACAUAUUUUUUUUAAGCCUACACGAACCACAGGAAUUAUUUUAUUCAUAGAUUUGAAACCCUUUGGGGAAAAGAGCAUUGAAGCUCUACUGAGGGAAUCCAUGGCUCCGACACUAAAGGGUUUUUAACACUCUAUUAAAGACUGUUUCCUGGUGGGAGACUUCAGUUGUUUUCAGUAACAUCUUCCAUCUGAUGAAGCUUCUCAGCAUCAAAACAAAACCCCAGCGCUCGGUGUUUCUGCAGCAAAUAGUUUUUGCUGUGAGCCUUUGUUCCUCUGUAAGGACCCGCUGUCACAAUUUCUUUCACGUGAGCUAGUUAUUCAUAUAUUCAUGCUGAGUGGCAGCCCCGUCCCAUAACUGCCCUAAACUGUGAGCAGAUGCUACUAAAAAACAACCGCUGAAUCCACACGGAGAAGUGGGCACGACCGGAAUAGUCGACUGUGGGGGACAGCAGACAAGACGAUCCUCGUCCUAGCAAGUGAGUCUCCAAACACCCUCCUAUUCCCCGGCACUAAUGGCAUCAGGGACCCGUUUCACCAUAACGUGAGUUACUUUAGUAGAACCAUAACUCUGCUCAAGGCCUUUUUGUGUUUGUGUAUGUAUGCGAGUGUGUGCGUGCACUGUGCCAGCUCAGUAAUCGGAACAGGAACCCGGGCAAAAUAGGAUUCCGUGGGCUUUUGACUCCCGGAGUGAAAAGAUGGAGAUUUUUCAUUUAAACAAUCUGCCAUGUGUCUGUCUCGUGACGCCUCCCCUCCCUCCCAGCCCGCACGCCUCUUAAAAAAUGCAAUUUUACACAUCAUCUCGGCUCAAGGUGCAUCCACGACGCUCAGAGAAAUCUGCAUAUUUAAGAAGACAAUAAUUCCCUGAAUAUAAGGUCGGAGCAGUUGCAGAGGAAGCAUAGAGAGAAUGAGGUUUCCGCAUAAGGGAUUCUGCUCGGGUGGGCGCUUUGGGGAGGUGUUGUUCACAGCAGAGAUAGAGAUUUGCCGUCAAAGGCAGUUACCUCCUUUUUCUAAUCGCCCUUUGUCCUCUGCACCGCCACACCUCUGCACAUUCUAGUAUUUUAUAUCAGUUCUCAGUGAACAACAAUGUCUGCUCAGAUACGAAGGGUGUUUUUCCACCCUUAUGAUCUGAAAUUGUUCAUGACACAACGACCAGUGGCUUCUGGUUAACGAUGAUGAUGUGUACAUUUACUCCUGAAUCAUUUGCCUGCAAACUUUUUCUUUAUUGUUUAAUCAACUUGAGAUAUUUUUUUUUUACCCCACGUGCCACUUUUUGUUUGUUUGUUUUUUGGGAAAACACCAUGACAAUGACAGAAAUUUUUAUUGUUUUGUUUGGGAUUUUAAAGGGAGUGCAGGUCUCUCUGAAACCAUGAGAAAGAUUGUACAGACAUAAAAAAAACACGUUUUUAUUUGUAUUUAAUUCUCGCCAUCAUAUAAUAGAUAUUGAUCUGAUUAGGAACUGUCAUUGAAAGUAUGAGAUUUUGAUGUGAUUACAAAAACGAUAGUCCUGUGGUGUUUCUUAUCUAAAACACUCAAACAUCUUUUUGUGAGGUGUAAUUUAUUUGGAGUUUUAAAGAAUUUUGCAGUGAUUACAUUGUGGAAGAUUAGAGUUUAGAGCGACAGUGUUAGCCAUUGUAGAAGUUCCUGCAGAUUUUCCAAAACAGUGAUCACUAUGAGCCAUCAUUGUUUGAUCUGAAUGGUGCGACGUCAAAGUAAAUGUGAGUAAUGCAUCAAAAAAUGCUGCUUUGUGCAAUUCAAUAGACCAGAUGGCUGGAAUGUCAUCGGAGUUCCAAUUUUUUUUUCUUUUUAAAAGCGGCUCCAGCUUAGUGAACUUUCAAUUCGAAGAGAAACUUCUACAAUGACAACAUGCCUCAUCAGUCAUGUAAGUGAUUGUUGUAUUUUCCCCCUCCACCUCAUCUCCUAGGAUAAUCAGAGUUACGUGUCGUAUAGAAAAUAGCAGGAGGGUUUCAGAUCAAACCAUCUGAACUCUCCCAUCAUGUGAGUGUGGGCCCCUGUGCCCGGGCCGAUCAUCCCAUCGUCUUUGUAGCUUGUAACUAACAAACAGAGGUUAGGACUUGUUCUCAUGGUGGUUGUAAGAAUGAGGAGGCAGGGGUAUGAAAGAUUUAUCAAAAAAAACCUGUUAAGGUGCUAUUCUGUCGGUGACUAGUGGCAAGCGCUUUAACUCAAAAGGAAAGUUUGCAAAUGUAACUCAUGCUCUCUGACUGUGCACUUUCCCUCACACGAUAUUCUGCCCAGGCGGAGGAGGAACUGCUCGAGAUGUCUGACAAUGCCACUAACAGAGGGAAUUAUUUGCAAAGUAUUUUCUUCCGGUAAACAGUUCCCAGCUGCCACAUAUCCAGCUCUUCCCUGGUUUGUUAGUGCUUACUAUUGAUUUGUGGAAGACCAAUUAUGGCUGAAUCAACAAACAACUCACACAACUGUUGACAAACCCUGUCUGACCACAAUGUGUAAGCUGCCAUAUCCCUGCCUACCUUCCAUGUUGUCGUUGAGUUGUGUUUUAUUGUCUUAAGAAACAUUUAUAUUUGUAACAUUUUAAGUUUAUUUGUAUCCUUAAGAACAUGAAAAAAUGGUUAUGCACACUGUCCUUUCAUGGAAUAUGAUACUAAAUAAUAACCCCUUUGUUAUAUAAACUUAUUUCUGAAA